AACUCGAUUUCUUUUCAUUGUCAAGUGCAAAAGAUUUAACUUUCCUAAUGUCCAAUAAACAUAAGAGCAUUGACACCAGACGAUCUUUUGUCUGUCCAAGGUUUGGUUUUAGCUGUUUUUACUGAUCAAACAUAUAUAAGUAGAACUUAAAGUUCCCUAAAUUCAUAAAUAUUUGAGAAGCAGAAGAAUUGAUAUUGAGCAAGCAUGAAUUCCUUGACGCUGAUACUUUGGUUGUCAACCUUUUGCACCACCAUUUUGUCUUAUCCGUACGAAGACACAUACAGACAAGGUGACAUUGUCGGUUAUCCUGUUGGUAACCAAGUCAACAUAAACAGAAAUGUACCAAGUAAUAGAAAUACGGGAGGCUAUUAUGGAGGUGGAAAUCCAAACAGCAGAUAUAAUGGAGGUCAUUAUGGAAGAGACAUAAAUGGUAUGAACAGAGGAGAUUAUUAUCCAAGAAACAUGAAUCAAAGAUUGGCAAGACCUGGUAUAUACGGGCAAAGGAACAUAGGGCUAAUGGGACACAAUCAGAUGCAAGGACAAAGACGAAGGCAAAACGGUUACUUAAAACCCCGUCUUGGAUUAGGUGGAUACAGAAAUAAUAACGAUGGAUAUGAUUACUAUGGUCAAGGACAAUACAGGAAGUUGAAUAAUCGUAAUCGUCGUCCAAACUUGUUUUACAAUGAUUAUAACAAUGAUGAUUAUACUGAUUAUGAUAGAGCUUAG
Molecule: messenger RNA, 726 nt
Organism: Parasteatoda tepidariorum (common house spider)
Lineage: Eukaryota; Metazoa; Arthropoda; Arachnida; Araneae; Theridiidae
Source: RefSeq, a predicted model, not a curated record